AUGCACAAGCACCCCAACAAGGCGUUCAUUCUUGGUGUUGGCCCUGGAUUUUUCAACUGGUCCAGUACAGAGGAGGAGGCCUACGCCGAGCGUCCGGAACUGCUCCAGGUAGAGAACCCUCAGAUGAGAGAUACUUCCGUCGCCAAUGGCCCUACGGGACCGACGUGGAUGAUUGUGCGGUACCAGGUUGUUAACCCGGGUCCCUUCCUUUUCCACUGCCACAUUGAAACACAAAUGUCCAAUGCUGGGGAAGACAAAAGCCCCGGUGCUCAGGUUAAACUUGCUGGCCAGGGUCCUCCUGAUCAAAGCGGCUCAUCUUUCAAGCCUCACCCUAACAUGCCAAUUCCUGGUGGAAAGCCUACGUGGCCUCCCGCACCUGAACGUAUGCCCGCUAGUCCACCUAUGUCGGACUGUCCUCCCCAUCACGAGUAG
Messenger RNA from Penicillium canescens, 432 nucleotides. RefSeq lists its product as uncharacterized. The transcript has 2 exons. Gene Ontology annotation, molecular function: oxidoreductase activity; copper ion binding. The record is from RefSeq and is a predicted model, not a curated record. NCBI's taxonomy places the organism in Eukaryota, Fungi, Ascomycota, Eurotiomycetes, Eurotiales, Aspergillaceae. Bases 1 to 432 code for a protein of 143 amino acids.